AUGUCCAUGGAGCUCCUUAUGCUGUUACCCCAGAAGUGGAAUUUCCUGACCAAUUCUUACAAUUAUAACCAUGGGCCAUAUCUGGAAACGAGAAUAUGGGAAGAUAGGGCCGGGGAUUUAGCUCAGUGGUUUCGCCGCCUGCUGUGCAAGUGCAAGGACCCAAGUUUGAUCCCCGGUAACAACAACAAAAAAGAAUAUGGGAAGAUCUCAAGAAAAGCUGGAGACAUUGCCCCUUUUCAAAUAAUUCAUGAUGGUGAGAAGCCCUAUGAAUGCAUGUUCUGCGAGAAAUCCUUCAGAGUUCAUGCACAAUUUAUAAGACAUCACAAAAUUCAUACUGAUGAGAAACCUUACAGAUGUAUGAAAUGUGGCAAGGACAUCAGAUUUCAUUGACAGCUUACCGAACAUCAGAGAAUUCAUACUGGUGAGAAGCCAUACAAAUGUAUACACCGUGAAAAGGUUUUUAGAAUUAAUUCACAGCUCACUGAACAUCAGUGAAUUCACACUGGUGAGAAACCUUACACAUGUAAGGAAUGUGGGAAGGCUUUUACCAGUAGAGAACUUGCUCAACAUCAGAGAAUUCAUACAGGUAAGACACCCUAUGAAUGCAAGUUAGGUGGAAAGGUCUUUAGUUCAUCCCUCACUAGACAUCAAAAAAUCCAUACUGGUGAGAAACCCUAUAAAUGUAAAGAAUGUGAAAAAGCAUUUGGUAGUGAAUUUACCUCACAUCAACGAAUUCACAGUGGUCAGAAACCUUAUGAAUGUAAGGUGUGUGGGAGGUUCUUUAGACUUAUAUCAUCCUUUAUUCAACAUCAGAGAAUCCAUAGUGGUGAGAUACCCUAUGUUAAGGUAUGUGGGAAGGCCUUUAGACACAGUUCAGCUGUUAUGGAACAUCAACAAACUCAUACUAGAGAGAAGUCCUAUAAAUGCAAGCCAUGUGGGAAGGCCUUUAGACAUAGUUCAUCCUUUUCAAAGCAUCAAUUAAUUCAUAGGGGUGAGAAGCUAGAAUGUAAGGAAUAUAGUGAUACCUUUACUGUAGGUGAGCACCUUUCUUGACAUCAGAAAAUGUUAACUGGUGGGAAGUCAUUUGAUGAAAUCAGUACAUGAAGGCCCUUUAUUUCUGAUUUUCAGUAGAAAAACCUGUGGCUUUAAUAAGACAAUUAAAGGUAUUCAAUAUUUCUCUCUUUCUAAAAUCUGUUUAAUGGCCACUUUGUAUUUAGACAUAGAAUUCUUCGAUCAUGGGUGAUAUACAUAUUUUUUGUUAGAUAUUGCCAGAUAUUUCUCAUUAUAUUAACAUUCUUUUUAUUUACUAACAUAGCACAGUCCCUAUUCAUCCAUUUCUGAAAUAUAUUCACCUAGUUAUUAAUGAUUUGAGAUCUCUUUAUGUGAAUUUUUUGCUCUGGAAUGUUUUGUUUAUAACAACUUCUGGUGUUUAUGGUUUGCUCUUUUGUUCUUUUUAAAAAUUUCUAACAUUUCUCAAAUACCUUUUUCUUUGCAUUCUAUGUCUAUAUAUGAUGUAUUUAUCUUCCCUAGAGAGUGAGAACUCCCAGUUAGAUACAAAAUGGUUCUUGAGUCUUAUAGCACUGAAUUAUUUGUGCAAUUUUCUUUUGUUGCCUAUUGCUUUGUUUAAUUUGUAGGUGUGUAAUCUCUUUUCUAUUUUCAUCAAAUGGUUAGUUCUUUUUAAACUUCUAUUUUAUUUUGACACAACAGAUUUCUCUAAAUGUACAUCACAAAACAAUUCCUUAAAGGAGCUUUUUCACCUUCAGGUAGUACCAGCCAAAAUUAAAAUGAUAGGAAUACUUUCAAGAUGAAUGUAGUGGCACACACCCUUGUAAUCUCAGUGCUGUGAGAGGCUAAUGCAGCAGGAUUGCAAGUUUGAGCCCAGG
Heterocephalus glaber (naked mole-rat) is the source of this 1883-nucleotide messenger RNA. The record is from RefSeq and is a predicted model, not a curated record. NCBI's taxonomy places the organism in Eukaryota, Metazoa, Chordata, Mammalia, Rodentia, Bathyergidae.